Molecule: messenger RNA, 8298 nt
Organism: Ooceraea biroi (clonal raider ant)
Lineage: Eukaryota; Metazoa; Arthropoda; Insecta; Hymenoptera; Formicidae
Product: UHRF1-binding protein 1
Source: RefSeq, a predicted model, not a curated record
UUAUUAUACUAUAUUAUUAUAUUCUAUAAUAUUCGAUAUUAUUACUUCUACAUUAUUAAGUUCACCAAUGCCGAGAUUUUGAAAAUCAAAAUCUUUAAAAUCGGUCUAUUUAUAAAUAUAAAUUUAUCAUUUGAAUCAUCAUUAUAAGUCAUACUAAUUAAAAUAAAACAUUUGUGCAUUUCAUUGUUGAAUAAUACAUAUAUGGCAAGGAAAACAUUUAUUUAAUCCGCCAUUAAAUUAUAUUACUUAAAAUAAAAUCUUUUUCUACUUGAUGUUAAGUUGUAUUAUCAGAAAAUAAAAAAAUCUUCAUUUUAUAUUAAUAUUCAUUUAAAUAAAUAUGCGUUUCAUCUAUUUGAAAUAGAACAAUGUGUUAUUUAUUGUUGAGUUAUACUACUACCUAACUUUUCCGCGAAAAAGUAGAGACUCGUAGCGGAGAUUUCUGGAACUAAUGCAUAGAUUUUUCGGUCAGUAUCCAGUGAGUUGGCACUCUAGUAAUACAGAAGUAUGUGUCUGACUUAGAACAUAUACUAGUAGUAUAUGUUCUAAGGGUGUCGUCACAUGGCACGUAUUUUCUGCGUAACGCGUAACCGCGUAACCAAUCAAAUCUUUGCCUGCAGAAGCUGAUAUCCAAAUGAAACAAUGUGAUUGGUUACGCGUUACGCAGAAAAUACGUGCCAUGUGAAUUCAGCCUAAGGUUAAUACUGAGUAAUACGUGGAGAAGCAGACACUCCGAGCCCUUUUGACACUUCUCUCUCAAGUCUCAGCACGAAGUCAUUGGGCAGAGUCGCUGUUUGUUCACGUCCUAGCAUGUUAGGAAAUUCAUUGAUUGUUGCAAUGACCUCUUGAGUAACGUUAGGGGAAGUUCCAUUUAAGUGGCCGUGUCAAGAACCAUCCUGUCAUUCUGUCUCUGUUGUACGCUGAAAUGUUGAACGGAGACGGAAUAAUGCUCAUGUCAACACGGUCAUCGAAUGGAAUUUACUCAUAGAGGAUUGUCAAGCCUGGAAAGUAUAUAUAGGUGGAAGCGGUGGAAGUCGGUGUGAGUCGUCGUAAAUAUGUGGUGUCAAACUAACCAUGCUGAGACGUGUUAGCAGCCGUAAAAAUUAGGAUUGCCGACGUAGUCGAAAGAUGGUUUCGAUCAUCAAGAAUCAGUUGCUGAAACACCUGUCCAGGUAAUGCCCGCGUAUUAUCGUCACCAAUUAUCGGCGAUUAACCUAAAAUACAGUUUUAUGGUCAAAAGACAUCUCAAGUGACACCUCACAAGUUGCACCCGUCCCAUAAAGUCACACGUCACAUUAUCCACUCCUUUCCUCCUCUCUUUGCCUCGGAGACAUUUGUCUUAGCGCCAACGUAACGUUGCUUUUUUUUCCUACACGAUUUCUACGUAAAUAUAAUAUUAGAUACAUUCAUCUAUGAAACAGCUGGAUGUAAGAGGAGAGAAAGUACUCUCUCUUUUCUUAUAAUUAAAGCAAUCAUCAUAUGGACACUGACAAAGAUUAUUCCUUGCCUCUCUGCAUUAGUGAAAGUUCCUCUCAUGUAUUAUCUGAAUCAGCAGUAAUAAGAUUCUCCAUGUAGAAUUUUGUAUUUAUGAUACUUAAUUUAUCUGCAUUAACAAGUAAUACGACCAUUGCUUUGUUUAAUUAAUUUGUUUGUUUUGCUUUGUUGCCUCGAUAGCUAAAUGCUGUAUUUAAUGCAUGUGUUGACAUAUCCGUCUUACACAUAUUGUAGGUUCACCAAGAACCUGUCUGCUGAUAAGAUAAAUUUGAGCACGUUCAAAGGUGAGGGAGAACUGACAAAUUUAGAACUCGAUGAAAUAGUCCUGACAGAUUUGCUAGAGCUGCCAUCAUGGUUGAGACUAACUAAUGCUUGGUGCAAUAAAGUUUCAUUUCGUAUACAAUGGACCAAACUAAAAAGUGUUCCCAUCUUUUUGAGUUUGGAUGAGGUUCAUAUAGAUGUAGAGACAUGCGAGGACUUGAGAAGUACGUCUUCCCCACAAGGUAUAUCGUCGUAUACUGGUCCCGCAAAAUAUUCUUUUAUACAUAAAGUAAUUGAUGGAAUAACAGUAGCUGUUAAUACCGUAUUGGUUACGUUUAAAAGCCCUGCAUUCAUUGCUUCAGUUCAGAUGAAUCGAAUUAUGGUAGAAUCCAAGUCAGCGACGUGGCAGCGUUGUGAUCUUAGAACCACUAGAGUAAAGGAUCCUGAUCGAGGGCAGCUGCUUAUUUUCAAAGAGCUAGAAUGGCAGACUGUUAGAAUAGAAGCUCAAAGUACUAAAGAUAAGAAUUUGACGCCUCUUCGUUUACUGACAAACCAAGCAAGAUGCCGGAUUACCAUAAAGAAAAGAAUAUCAGAUUGCUUCGUGAUGGGAUCUAGGCUGGUAAUUAUUCUGGACGAUCUUUUGUGGGUGUUAACGGACUCGCAAUUGAAAGCUGCACUUCAUUUUCUCGAUUCAUUGGGUGGUCUCAUCGAGAAAGCUACUGUUCUUGAACGAAAAACGAAAGCUGCAAGAAAAUUGGAGGUUUUACCGGAAUAUCAAGCACAGAUAUCUCAACAAAGCAGAACGAAGAGUCAGGUCAACACUGCGAUAUCAAAGAUAUUUACGAGAUAUGACGUUGUGGAGACAUCGUAUCAUUUUCUUUCGCAACGCAUUGAUCUUCAUUUAUGUGAUGAUGCUGGCGGAGGUAGAUCACUGCACCCCGAACUGAAGGAUGGUGGUGCGCUGCAAAUUUCAUUAGUAAAAUUUCAAAUUGAUUACUAUCCGUAUCACUUGGCAAUGGCGGACAGAAAGCACUGGGCAAAGUACAAAGAAAAUGCCACACCUCACAGCCAGUGGUUGCAGCAGUCGUUGAGCACGUUCCGAAGCCAGUUUAUGGAUCUCAUAGAUUCUGGCAGAACGCAACAACACUCUCCUCUAACGAGAAGUCAAGGAACUGUAACGGGCAGUGGUACGAAAGGCUCGAGAGAAAAUUUAGAAAAGAGCAAUCAAUCACAGAAUCCGAACGUGACUCCAUCUGAGCAGAAAAAGUCUCAACAUCCUAGUGGCAAUCCAGUGAAAAAUUACGUUUUGGAGCAGCUCGCCAAGCUCAUGACAACGUGCAUUAUUAUCAGAAUUGAUGAUUUUACCCUGUACAAAGUGACAACAACGUCGCGUAAUCCAUUACCGAAAGAAUUUAUCACAGCUCAAACGAGGAAGAAACAUAUGCCAGGUGAUCGUGAUAGAUUCAGUCUUCCAGAAGAUGUGACGAUACUUCAUGCAGAGUUUACGUAUUAUUAUUAUCCCGGGGACAUAACAUUUCCAUUGCCACCGCCGAAAUUUUAUGUGCAGCUUAAUCCGAUUCAACUCAACUUUGACGUUUGUUCGUGCCUCUGGUUCAACUCUUUCGCCUUGAAUCUUUAUCAUUCUCUCAUAGGGAAGAACAAGCAGCUGAGUUCCUCGCGCUUAAUGUACUUCGACGUAAAGAUAGAGGCUAUACUUCCAAGAAUAGUGUUCGAAAGCCAGCAAGAUUACCCGAAUCAGAAAGACAGGCCAAAGUCUUUGCACCUUCAGACGUCCAGGGCAUCGAUAACGAACGUUCGAUCGAUGGAGAGAUCUUCGAGGGCGGACCUGGCACAGUGCCUGAAUGCAUUCCAGAUGGGACAGAUGUUCUUCGGCGCGGAGUUUCCCAGCAAAUCGGGAGAUUUCCACGUUGUAACGGAUAAAUUCCUGGCGCAUUGCGGAGGCACCGAUAACAUCAGGCAGAUACCAUCGAACUUUAGCAGCAACUCUGUAAACGAGCUACUUAAACAGCUGAACAGGGAACUCUUGUGGACGGAGGCGAAGGAUGUGUGGUGCUGCAACUUGGAACCCGUGUGGGGAGACUUCUUCGGGGCACGGGCCGUCGGGCAGAACCGAUCCGUGCCUUUCUUGGACGCGUUUCCUCUAACGUUGUGGUGCCAUUUCGUGACGGAGCCGUCAGCUGCGGGAAAGUCUGCGAGCGCCGAUAUCCAUGGACUGGCGUACAUCGGCAAUUUAGUCAGCGUGCAGAUAAAUCAUUACCAAUAUCUGUUCCUGCUGAGAUUAUCGGAGAUACUAUCCGAGAUGGCCACGUAUCUGGCUGUGGACUCGAAUAAAAUCUUGAAGGUCGAAACCGGCGGCUCGCUAAUCGUGGGCGCGUUGAUACCGCAAGUGGAGGUGACGUUCGUGAUGCCGUCGCACACGCCCGGCAAGGAGAACUCUGGCGGCGAUCUCGAAUCCGUUAUGCCCGACUCGUCCAGCAUAGCGGACGAUUUUAUAGGCUCAUCGACGCCCUGGCACACCAGCACGGUAAGCGCGCGCGUCGAAUUCAGCGCUAAGAGAAUGAACACGAGCAACGACGUGGAGACACCUCAGAGCGAAGCGUCCUCGAUGCUGUCGAUGGAAUACUCGCAUUCCACCCCGGCGACGCAGCCGGUCGUCACGUUCAAGCAGAAUGGCACGAAGAAAGGCGAUCAAGAAGGUUCAGCGAAUGCAAUGUGGUGCAUUCCCGAGAAAUAUGGAUCACACCCUGUCAGCACGAACGACGAGAAGAAACUCGUGACGGAAAGCAAGCACAGCAAGUCUGACUCGGGCUCGAACACACCCUUCAUCCCGAACAACUUCAAUGUCAAUCUGUCGUCUAUGAAAAAGGGAUUCAGCAAUUUAAUGACGUCGAUUGACUCGGCUUUAAAGGCUUCCCCGGAAGACGGUAGCAGCGACACCGUGUCCAUGAGAAGCGACGUUAGCUCAGACAGCGAGAAUUACGUUUUGGUGAACCUGCAGGAUCAAGGAAAAAUCGACGCGGUAUUCGGCAUCGAUAGCACGAUUAGAAUAACGGCUGUGGAGGAGGCUACUGAAGUGGUGGAAGAAACGCCAGACACGCAGAGCGAAAAGUCUAUGGACAGCGUGUGCAAAAGGAAGGAUAUAGUUUCCAUGGCGACGUUCAAGCUGUCCAAAGUUGAAUUUAUACAACAGUCUUCUGGCUACUCUUCUGUCAUUAAGGUCCAAGUUUCUAACAUUGAUAAUGAUGAGUGUUCGUCCAUUCCUUGGGAUGAAUUUCAGGUCAAGAGAAAGACCAAGUUCAGCUCGCGAUCUCGAGGCUGGGUAGAGUUACCGUCCGAUUCUGACUGCAGAUCACGUAUUAAGUUACGUUUAGAUCACGUCUUGAAAAAUCCGGAAGAUUCCCGUAAACUGUGGGACGCCAGUCAAAAAGAUACGGGUGGCAGUAGUAUACGAGCAUCUCAAGACCGUGUUAGAUUGCCUGAGCAAGAUGCGUCCCGUAUACCCGGCAUCAAUGUGCAUGACAAAGAGAGUGUUAUGAAUUUAUUCGAGGACAAAUUAGAGAUUAAAGUCGCUAAUGUAGCAAUGGCGUUGUCGAUGAGCUCUGUGACGGGCUUAGCGGAUUUGGCAGAGGACGAGAUUAUACCUAAGCCAAUUCCCGUGCAGAUAUAUGUAGAAAAUAUAUCGUUACGUUUAAACGAAGAUCGUCCGCCAAAUAAUAUAACUUCCCCCGGCCCAAUCCCGAUAGAUUUGAAUAUUUCGAAACUUAGGAUAGCGCGGGACUUGAAUGGCGUAUUUCACAUUGAACCUAUUGUAAAUGCAACAGGCGAGAGUUCAAAUACGGCCUUACCGGGUGAUAACAGUCAUGCGUUUAAGAAUCCGGAAUGCGAGAGAGAACUGAAUGCCCUGAGACAAUCGAGUAAACAGUUAAAGUUGGACAACGAGGAGCUGAGGCGUCGCAUGGGUGCUCUGGAAAGAUUAUCGGAAGAAAACGCGAGAUUGAUGCGGGCGAAAGAGGAGUCGGACAUGAUCAGAAGCCGUUUGAGCGCCGCCGAGGAUGACAUCACGAGUCUUCUAGAAGAAAAGAGGAUCUUACAUGAAACGAUUAUGGAGUUGCGAAAUCAAAGACUGGAAAGCGGUCCUGGAGGUAGUAAUAGAGCUUCGUGGUCUAUUAAGAGAUAGCACACCAGUUGUUUCGAUUGCUCCAAGUGCUGCAGUUCUAACAAGUCUUAAUCCCAGUUAUAUAUCUUUUACAUACACACACCUGAAAUACAUUUUUUUUUGUUUUUUUUUCUUUGUUUUUGAUGAACGUAGGAUAAAUUUAUGUAAAACGAGAGAGAGACUUGAUUUAAAUCUGAUUUAAAUAAAAACGAUUGAUAUUAUGAUGUUUCAGCUUUGUAUACGGGUUAAUGGAAAUUAGAGUGCUCUGCUUGAAUUUUUCCGAAAGCGUUAAGCGAGAUCUACCACCGUUCUUUGAGACGCAUUACUCUUGUCUGCCCUUAUAUUACGCUAGUAAUAACUGCCGUUUCUAGAUCUUUUGCUUGAAACAUAAAGCACAGUGAUAAGAGGUAGAGUGCGUACGCAAACUUAAAAUGAAGGAUAUCAAACUUUCUUACUACGAGUACAAGGCGAUAAUGAAUUGCAAUACUAAUGUACGCUCCGUUUAAUCGUCAAAUUGGUGACAUGACCGAUGACAUGAAUGUCUGAUAAAUGAUUAAGAUCACGUGCAUGUACGCCGUUAAUGGACAGUGUGGUUGCGAGUAUGACUGUAUAUAUAUAUAUAUAUUAUUAUGUAUACAGAAAUUUUGUUACGUGUAUGUAUGCCUACGUAUGCGUACAUAUCCUUCUGAGACGAUGGCUAGUAGAGUAAAACUAGAAUAACGAAUAGCGAAGAAAUAUUUGUUUUUAGAUCUAGAUUAUAAGAUCUAGACUGACAACGAGACGUCUCACCUUGACGUCUCUCUUUUCACGUUUUUCUAUUUUAACAUAACGACGGUCGAGAUGUCUAGUGUGCGCGCUUGUAAUAAAACAUCAGGAGGAUAUGCAUGCCGACUUAUGCCGAGCGAUUACAAUACGCUAGUCACUAUAUUACAGAUAUUAAUUAACUUUAUGAUUGGCUUUGUGUCUCGACAUCGUUUCCGUGCGUGUAAUGGCUGUACGAGUACGUACUGUGAAGCACAAUGAUUUAAACUAAUUUAAAGAAUACAUAAUUGUAAUUUAGUAACACAAACAGAUAAACACACAUACACAUACACGCAUACAAAGUUGAGCCUAUACAUAGACUGUUUAAAUAGGAAUUGUGACCUGGCGAUAUCGCGUUAUAUCAUAUACAUAAUUUUCUAUCGACUAAUUUAACGAUGAAAAAUUAGAGGUAUCACGAUAUGAUGUAUUGUGAAAGAUUCCAAUAAGACUGUAUAAAAAUUUGAAGACGUUGGUCCAUAAUAGCCGCAACUAGUAUUUUCCAGCUAAUUUGUAUAAUACAAGUGUCCUGUAGCAUUGGUAAAUUUUCACUCAACGACCGACGUGUAAACGAAGGGAACUGUAAUACGAAAACGGAUUGCGAAAAACAGUCCCUUGUGACACGAUGUUGGAAUAAUAUUUUAAUUCACGAUCGGUUCUGAUGGUACAGCUUCCGUAGAGUUUUUCAUUUCGAUAGAUUUAGUUUCUACGACUAGGAUUGCUGGUCGAUCCUAAUGGAAAGUAUUUUUUCAAGUGCGUUAUAAAUAAUAGUUGACGCACUUGCGUGGAUAAAGUUCGUUUUACAGCAUAGAAAUUAUGCUCCUAAUAAAAUAUACUUCUGAUGUCUCGUAGGUACGCAUUUCCGACUUUUUCGAAUGGCUUCGAACGAUGCGUUUCCUCGACAGAUAUUUUUCAAUAAGCCAACGCAAGUGUGUUUGCGACGCGUCAUGCAUUAUAGAGAUGAAUUAUGACGACGAUGUAAUUGUUUAUGAUGAUAUAUAUAGUAAGAACUGGUUACACAAUACUUAACUAAAAUACAGUGGCCGGAGCUGACGCGGCACGCGUAAGCUUGACGAAAAGAAAGAUGAAAAUUGCAGUUUUUGUUAUACAGAGAGAUGGAUAAACUUUUAUAAUGCACAUAUCAUAAAACUUACAAGAAGGGAUUUGCUUAUAUAUAAAACGCUUAUGGUCCGAUAAUAUUUUGCGUUGCAAGAACAUAAGUUUUUAGUUGUAUCGAUGCCUUAUAUUUCUCCAGCUUAAAUCAACUUCCUAAAGUUUACUUAUAGUUUCUUUCUCAAAAUUUAUUUAUAAUUCCUUUCUCAAAAUUGCCUUAUAGUACUAAACGUUUCCAUUAUGUAAAGUUAGAAUUAUGCUAAAAUUAUCUUUGUAAUCCCCUUUAGAUGUUUUAGUUUUAAACCCAGUUUUUUCUGAUAGCGAAAUAUUUUGUAUAUUAUAAUUUUUUAUAUCUCAUUGUUUUAUGUAUAUAUUAAAUUUAAACGAAAGGUUGUUUCUUCUUCUUCCAUUUUCUUACAUAUCUAUGUAAAAGCUUUAAUAAAAAUAUAUAUAAAAGC